UCAACAAGGUCGAGGCAAACCUUAAGGACCAGCUAGUCUUCAUCGAAGGGACGGCACCACCCAGCUCGAUUGUCUCCGCUAUCCAAGCUACGGGACGGGAUGCCAUUCUACGAGGCAGUGGCACCUCCAACAGUAUGUCUAUCACCUGCCUAUCCCAGGCAGUACACCGAGGCUGAUGGCACCUUUUGCAGGUUCCGCGGUGUGUAUCUUGGAAACCCACUCGAAUAGCGUCUCCAACAAGAUUCGCGGUCUGGCGCGCAUGGUCCAGGUGUCCUCCAACAUGACCCUGGUCGACCUGACGAUCAACGGCCUUACUCCCGGCAAGUAUUAUGCCACGGUACGCGACACAGGAGAUAUUUCGCAGGGUGCUAGAUCCACCGGAGGCAUUUGGGAGGCCGUCAAGGCUAAAGUGCUGGGCUCGGAGCCAGUCAAGGAACCCCGCGGCAUUUUUGGGUCGGUCGAAGUGAACGACAAGGGCCGGGGCAAUGUAUUUUUGGAUCGCCCGGUAGCGGUGUGGGAGAUGAUUGGGCGCAGUAUGGUAGUGUCGAAGAGCCAGGAGGGGCCCUUUCGACAGGAAGACCCUGACACUCUAGUGGGAGUGAUCGCUCGAAGCGCGGGGGUGUGGGAUAAUGACAAGAUGGUGUGUUCCUGCUCUGGGAAGAAUGUGUGGCAGGAGCGGCAGGAGCAGGUGGCCCAGGGCAUGGCCUAGAGGGGAAACAGAGGAGGGAAAUGAGGACGUGGUUGGAGGAAGCUAGACUGGCGGGUGUGUGAUCGAUGAUCGAUCAGCCCUGAGAUAAGGAAUACGAGCAAGCAUGAAGAGUGACGAUAUUCUAGCGUGCUGCCGAACUUUUAAAUAGAAACGCGUGGGCGAGGGGUUUCCAGAAAUAGCCACCAGGCCAGGGAACCUAGUUGCAUCACCGGUAGUUGGUAUUAAGUGGUGGUUGGUGAUGGGAGAUGGCGAUGGGGGAUGAGGAUGGGAC
Molecule: messenger RNA, 980 nt
Organism: Aspergillus welwitschiae
Lineage: Eukaryota; Fungi; Ascomycota; Eurotiomycetes; Eurotiales; Aspergillaceae
Product: copper chaperone CCS1
Exons: 2
Coding region: 176-709 (177 amino acids)
Biological process (GO): removal of superoxide radicals
Cellular component (GO): cytoplasm
Molecular function (GO): copper ion binding; superoxide dismutase copper chaperone activity
Source: RefSeq, a predicted model, not a curated record